UCGAGGAGAUUCCCCGAGUAUUUGCAGCAGAGCUGAAUGCGUAGACAAAAGACGCGCUGAAAUUAUUCGGGAUAACUUCUACAGCAGAAUAUGGGAGUGAAGUUCAAUUACAAGACAUAUCAUUUUACAAGAAGUCGGUUCUGAUUGGUUCCUAUGGCUGAUAUCACAUUGAAGCUGAUCUGGUAUCGGCUAGGGGAGAGUUUCGACAAAAUGGCGAAUGCGGGCCAGGGAAUUACGGCUUGGUUGUUUUCAGACUGGGACGAUAAUUUGUUGGAUGUUUUGCUUUUCGGAUGGAUUGGAUGGGCAGUAUUAGUCGUUAUAAUUGUCAAUGCAGUGUUGACAUUUUUCGGGCCCCUGAAACCCCGUGAUAGUUGGGACCAGAGCACAAGAGGGGUUCCAGGGACGAUUGUAGUAGAGAAAACCGGAUCGGAAUCCUGUCAGUGGUUGAACUCUGCUUUAAAUUGGUUUUAUUUACAUUAUGACAAAUUUCCAGAGUUCGUGGACGCCUGGGUGUUGGGUUUGAACGAACAGACAACAAAACUUGGGGGACCAGUACAGCUGAGGUUUGAGAGAGUCAAGUCCGGCAGUCUGCCACCUAAGUUCAGUGAGGUGACUUUCCAAGCUGGCCCCGAGGACAAAUAUGUUGUCAAAUGCAAGGUGGACUCCAAAGACCUGUCAUUUGCCAUUUUCGCUUCCCAGCAGACUUCAGAAGGCGUUAAGCUCACCAACUUGACCACGAGCAUACUCAAGCUGAAAGGCUCGCUUCGAUUGGAAUGCUUCAACAGAGGAAACGAUAUGAUGGCUAAGGUCGCGUUUGAAGGUCGUCCUGAUGUUCGAAUCGUUGGAAAACCUGUGAACCCUUACCAGGACCCCUCAGACCUGGUGGAUAUUGAAGUGGUGGAGGAGGUGGUUAGGAAUGCCAUCUGUCUGGCCACCACCGAAUUCAACAUCACCAAGUGUAUAACCGGUCAGUCCCAGAACAUCCCCCGAGUAUGUGGUGGGUCCCCAGCCUCCUCCCCCGUCUCUCCCAAGCCCCGCAGCGAGGAAGUAUUCAAACCCAUUGAGGCCAAGCAGACUCAAAGCACGUUUCAGUCUCCAAACUCAAGCUUUGCAACCCCUGCACCAAGGUCAAACAGAACUUCGGAGGAGAAAAGACUGUUGGUCAAGGUCAUUAAAGCAAGUGGACUGGCUGCCAAAGGGGCCACUGGCACCAUUGACCCAGCCUGUGUUGUGUUCAUGGAUAAUCCUCCCCAGAGCCAGAUUACCAGUGUUGUCAAGACUUCCCUCAAUCCUUUCUGGGAUGAACAGUUUUUGUUUGAAAUAAGUGGAAAUACUAAGGAGCUUAAGUUUGAAGUCAUUGACAAAAGCAGACCCACUGGAGAGAAUUUCCUGGGUGAGGCGACAGUGUACUUUGAUGACAUUAAGAGAAAUGCCAGCAGUCGACAGAUCAUCCCCCUACAGGGUGUUACAGAUGAUGGCACCAUGGCCAGCGGCUCCAUCACUGUGGAGUUUCUGUUUUUGGACCCUGUUGAUACAAAUGGCUUAGGCCCAGUACUGAACCAGCAGAGGAAUGUCACGUCUCCAAAGAGAACCAUCCAAGUGAACCAGGCUCGGACACCAGGGGGCACUCUGGUUACCACGACAACUAUGACAACAGAAAGACCAAGAGAUCAGAAGCAUGAAGCUCCUGUGGAUGCAUCCCCACAUUAUGUAGAGAAGCAAAAUGUUUUUGAUUUUGAUAUGUCGGAAAACACAAGUAUAGACACUUUGAACACGACCAACGCCAGUCUGAAUCAACAGAAUUUGUCUCUCUCAUCUUCAGCAGAAGUAGUAACAAUGAAUGGGGUGGAAUCAGUGACUGAAACAGCCAUUAGAGAGUUAAAGAACAGAAAGUUCAAAUCUAAAACACCAUCUAGGACUAGUACACUCAUCAUUACAGGGGUCAAAAAGAGCCCUGAUGAGGUACAGCAGGAAGUUCCCGUGGUAACGACCCAACCUCCAUCACCAGGUCAGCACGAUCAAAAAGACCGAAAGAAGGGCAUGUCCCUUGCACGACAAAUCAAGAAAAGGUUUUCUCGCUCAAAGAAGCGCUCGCACAGUGCUGAAAGGUCGAGCAACUCUUUGAGAGAGGGCUCGAACUAUCUGCAGCCACCCGACUCUGGCCACGGGAAACCACAAUCCAAAGAUGACAUAGAAUUGGUGAGAGGGAAGGCUGAGUCGCCAGGAACACCUAAUCUGAAGAAAUCUCGCUCCCUGGGAGGAAGCCUCAAGAAGCUGUUCCGUAGGGGCAGGAAGCAGGACAGAUCCCAGGGCGAGACUUCCAGGGAGAGCUCAUUCUCGAGAUCCUCAACUCGAAACGUCUCGCAAGGACCUUCCAGGGAUGGUUCACUUAGUAGAAAUGCUGACCCAAAGGAUAUGCAAUAUCAACAGACAUUAAUCUCAUAGCAUUAUGUCAUUGUCAAUUAGAGAGAAAUUUUAAUAUUUAUUUUCUUAAAAAGUGAUUAUUUAUAUUAAUAGAUUAAAUCUUUCAUGGGUAUGUAGCUAGAAAGCUAGUAUUUUUACACAUUUUGCCUCAACUAACUUUUGAUUUGUGAUUAAAAAGUGAGACAAGAAAAAUAUUUUAUUUCACCUCAUAAAUAACAACAGCUAUUUCAUGGUGUGAUAGUUUAUUCUCAUUUCCUCUGAGCAAGAUAAACGAAAUUUGAUUAGAAAAAAAUAUGUGUUCAAAUGAUAGUCCCAUGGUAUAGAAAAUUGAUGUAAAUACAUGUACAGCCAAUGCAAAAAACAUUUACCAGGGGGUACAUGUAUCAUAUUAAUUGUAUGAUGUAAUGGAUAGAUAUGAAUUUUAAGCUUUUUCAUUCAACUUAGCAUUCAUCCACAUACAUCUAAUUGUCUUGCCGAUGAGGUUAGUGCAUUAUGAAAAUCAACAAGAAGCCAGGGUCUUCCUUUGGUUUUAUUGUUUAACUGGUUCAGCUUACUGUGAACAUACAGCAUACAUUGUCCCUUUUAAGGUGGUAUGGGGCAGCUCUAUAUUGUGAUGUAUUUCCUAUUGAAAUGUACAAAAAAAAAAUCAAUAAUUAUAUAUUAUUGUAUUAUUACCAAAAUUGUAACAUAAUAGCGUAGCACAAUCAAUUAGAAUGCUGACUACAACUCUGAAAUUCAUGAAUUCGAAUCCUGCUGGGACUCUAAAAUUUGUUAACUUUUGAAAAAAAUUUG
Molecule: messenger RNA, 3216 nt
Organism: Magallana angulata
Lineage: Eukaryota; Metazoa; Mollusca; Bivalvia; Ostreida; Ostreidae
Product: phospholipid transfer protein C2CD2L-like
Exons: 15
Coding region: 154-2445 (763 amino acids)
Source: RefSeq, a predicted model, not a curated record